AUGGGGGCAAAAACGCAGAGGUUUUCGAGUCUUGUCGGUUUGUGGGUUGUCCUGAGCGCCGGAUUAGUGUUCUCCGACGGGAGGGCGCACCGGAACGCCUAUGCAACCAUGAUGUAUAUGGGGACUCCGAGAGACUACGAGUUCUACGUAGCUACACGUGUCAUGCUCAGAUCUCUCCGGGAGCUUGGGGUCGACGCCGAUCGUGUCGUCAUUGCCUCCAUGGAUGUGCCCGUCCAUUGGGUACAAGCUCUGGAAGAGGAAGACGGGGCAAAGGUGGUGAGAGUGGAGAAUAUAAAUAAUCCGUACGUAAGCCAAUCUGAUUUACAUUGGCGAUUUAAGCUGACACUGAACAAACUAUACGCUUGGAAGCUCGUGAACUAUGACCGAGUCAUCAUGCUCGAUGCCGAUAACCUCUUCCUUCAGAAAACGGACGAACUUUUUCAGUGUGGCCAGUUUUGUGCUGUCUUCAUCAACCCCUGCAUCUUCCACACCGGUCUUUUCGUAUUGCAGCCGUCGUUAGAGGUGUUCAACGAUAUGAUGCACGAAUUGGAGAUCAAGAGAAGUAACCCUGAUGGUGCAGACCAGGGGUUUUUGGGAAGCUAUUUCCCUGACUUGCUCGAUCGCCCGAUGUUUCAUCCUCCACUAAACGGAACAAUACUCGACGGUGCCUACAGACUUCCCCUCGGCUACCAAAUGGAUGCUUCUUACUAUUAUUUGAGGCUCCGUUGGAGCGUACCCUGUGGGCCCAACAGCGUGAUAACUUUCCCGGGCGCCCCAUGGCUAAAACCGUGGUACUGGUGGUCGUGGCCCGUUCUCCCUCUCGGCAUCCAGUGGCAUAAAAAUCGCCUUCAAACUCUCGGGUACGGUGAGGAAAUGCCUAUCGUCUGGAUUCAAGCCAUAUUCUACGUCGGCAUAAUAGCCGUGGCCCGCCUGGCCCGUCCCAACAUGUCCAAGCUCUGUUACCGACGAGAGGAGAAGAGCGUGUUCUUCGUGCAAACCGGGUUCAAACUCAUAGCCAUGUGGGCCAUAUUCGCAUCCUACAUUGUACCCUUCUUCCUCAUACCCUACACGGUCCACCCGCUAGUCGGGUGGGGCCUCUACCUCAUGGGAGCUUUUUCCUUCUCGUGCAUUACGGUUAAUGUAUUCUUGCUCCCGAUGCUGCCCGUGCUGGUGCCCGGCAUUGGGAUCUUUGGCUCUCUCCUUGUAAUGGCCUACCCGGGCUACCCGGACGGGAUCGUGAGGGCACUUUCGGUAUUUGGGUACGCCUUUUGCUGCGCGCCGCUUGUUUGGACGGCGUUUGGGAGGAUCGUGUCUUCAUUACAGGUGUCGCUCGACCGGGAGGCGUUCUUGCCGAGAUUAGGAGGAGAUAAUGUGUUGCCAUCUAACAACAAAUUGUUUUAG
This is a messenger RNA of Striga hermonthica, 1401 nucleotides long. Lineage: Eukaryota; Viridiplantae; Streptophyta; Magnoliopsida; Lamiales; Orobanchaceae. The record is from the annotation of a GenBank genome assembly.